AUGGGUAUGCUGUAUGUUCGGGUCGGACGCGCGCCCCCAAUGAUCACAUAUAGUACCAGUAUGUCUAUGUGCGUCCCAGAGGAGGGCGCCUUCGAGGCCUCGCUGCGCGAGGAGCUGGGGCGUCGGCGGCUGGCGCGCGCCCGGCGGAUUGUCCCCUGGGCGCAGGUUCUCGUGGUCAGCAUGGCCUGCACCUUCACGGCCAACAGCGGACUGAUCGGUGGAUCCGGGAAAAGAUUUGGGUCAACGGUUCAAGAUAUUGCCAUUGGCAUCACUGCCGUCAUCGUGAUCAUCAUGUGGAUAUCGCAGUGGAUGGGCGUCUCUGUGGUAACUCUCCGGAGUUUGGACUAUUGGUAUUCUGCGUUUAUGGCUUGCCUGGUCGCCUACAUGUCACCGUUUGCCAUCCGGGCUGAUUUGGUAGCCUAUCGCAUGAACGUUUCAAUAUGGUUUGUUUUCCUUUGUCUUUUCAAUCUGAAGCCGUGGUUUAAUUUCAUAUGGUUGCUGAUGAUUAGCAGCACGUUCUGCUGCACGCUAUUGUUUGGGGAUCGCGCCGAGAGUAUGAAGGUCGCCGAUUAUAAUUCUCAAUCGGCCUUAGCUGACUGGCUGCAGAACUUUUGUGCCGUGGUCCUCGUGCUUCUCUUCUUGAACCAGCUGCUGACCUACAUCGCGCGCCUGGAGCUAGAUACCAAGUUCUCUCGGAACGAGCUGGCGGCUGCUACGUCGGUCCUCACCAGUGUAUGCGAGGUGGUGGUUGACCUCGACGACAAGUUCAGGCUGCAGAGGCAUUCGCGGGAGUUGACUGACAUGCUUUUCCUGAAUCCCCAGCGCAGGCUUUGCCAGGAGGACAUCCGCUCUUUCUUGGCAUCGGAGUCCGACCGCAGAAAGUUCUCGAGGCAGAUGGGGCAGAUGGUGUUGCCAGACAGUCCAGAGGAUGGUCCACACCCGAGCAAUACCUUCCAGGUGUCGAUGAAGGACAGCACGGGCAACUCUGUGAACGUGAACGUGAUCGCCGUCUGCUACACUGGCCGGGACGGGGUCCAUGCGUUCAUGGUGGGAAUCGUGGAGGUCUGCGAUUCGAUGCCCUUGCCCAGUUUGGGGAGCACGCUGGAGACCAGGCGCCAACGACAGCGCAGGCCCAGGCAGGACUCGGCGGGGCCACAGGCAGCACCCCCCGCAGCGCCCCUCGGCCCGCCCGAGGAGGCCGAGGAGGCCGAGAGCAGCGGCAGCGGCAGCGGCAGCGACCCGAGCGCCCUGGGCCUGGAGCAGGCGGAGGGUGAGCAUCUCGCCGUCUGGAUCAACAUGGCCUCGGCUGGCUAUUGA
Messenger RNA from Prorocentrum cordatum, 1317 nucleotides. The record is from the annotation of a GenBank genome assembly. NCBI's taxonomy places the organism in Eukaryota, Dinophyceae, Prorocentrales, Prorocentraceae.